Mastomys coucha (southern multimammate mouse) is the source of this 5280-nucleotide messenger RNA. It is a transcript of the gene Dgkh, whose product is annotated as diacylglycerol kinase eta. Gene Ontology annotation, molecular function: protein binding; ATP-dependent diacylglycerol kinase activity. The coding region runs from base 319 to 4026 and encodes 1235 amino acids. NCBI's taxonomy places the organism in Eukaryota, Metazoa, Chordata, Mammalia, Rodentia, Muridae. The transcript is spliced from 31 exons. The record is from RefSeq and is a predicted model, not a curated record. Gene Ontology annotation, biological process: lipid phosphorylation; diacylglycerol metabolic process; intracellular signal transduction.
UUCUGCGGCCGUGGGAGGCGGCGGCGGCGGCAGCAGCGGCGGCGGCGGCUUGAGGAGCCGAGCGCUCGCGGCCGUGCCGUGGAGCGGGACUCAGGCGGCUGCGGAGGCGGUGGCGGAGGAAGGGACCGGCGCGGGGGCGGGCGAGCGCGGCGGAAGCCAGAGAGCGCGAGAGGACCCGUGGCUGGCCCCGGGCAGGAGCCGGGGCGGCAGCAACAGCGAUCCCGACGAGGGAGGCGCAGGCGGCGGCGGCGGCAGCAGCAGCGGCAGCGGGGGCCCGUGUCCGUGCGCUCCGGCGGCCAGCGGGCGCGGGCCGGGGCGAUGGAGCCGCAGCACGUGCGCCCCGUGCUUGGAGCCCAGAGCCCGGCCUGGGAGGAACCGGAAUCAGAGAGGAUGGCCGGGGCCGGCAGCCAGCACCACCCUCAGGGCGUCGCGGGAGGAGCGGUCGCUGGGGCCAGCGCGGUUUCCCCCACUGCCUCUGGACCGGGAGAGGAUUCGUCCGACAGUGAAGCAGAGCAGGAGGGACCCCAGAAGCUGAUCCGCAAAGUGUCCACCUCUGGACAGAUCCGGACCAAGACCAGUAUUAAGGAAGGACAACUGCUGAAACAAACCAGCUCUUUCCAAAGGUGGAAAAAGAGAUACUUCAAGCUUCGAGGCCGCACACUUUAUUAUGCGAAAGACUCCAAGUCCUUGAUAUUUGAUGAAGUUGACCUCUCAGAUGCCAGUGUCGCAGAAGCAAGCACAAAAAAUGCCAACAACAGCUUUACGAUAAUCACUCCAUUCAGAAGGCUGAUGCUAUGUGCUGAGAACAGGAAAGAGAUGGAGGACUGGAUCAGCUCCCUGAAGUCAGUGCAGAGCAGAGAACCCUAUGAGGUGGCCCAGUUUAACGUGGAACAUUUCUCAGGGAUGCAUAACUGGUACGCCUGCUCCCACGCCCGGCCCACCUUCUGUAACGUGUGCAGAGAGAGUCUCUCUGGAGUGACCUCCCAUGGCCUGUCCUGCGAAGUGUGUAAGUUCAAGGCUCACAAAAGAUGUGCAGUGAGGGCAACAAACAACUGCAAAUGGACCACACUGGCCUCCAUCGGAAAGGACAUCAUAGAAGAUGAGGAUGGUGUUGCCAUGCCUCACCAGUGGCUUGAAGGCAACUUGCCUGUGAGUGCCAAAUGUGCAGUCUGUGACAAAACAUGUGGCAGUGUUCUUCGCCUACAAGAUUGGAAAUGCCUUUGGUGUAAGACAAUGGUACACACUGCCUGCAAAGACGUGUACCAUCCCGUCUGCCCACUCGGCCAGUGUAAAGUCUCCAUCAUACCUCCGAUUGCACUGAAUAGCACAGACUCUGAUGGUUUCUGUCGAGCAACCUUUUCAUUCUGUGUCAGCCCUCUCUUGGUAUUCGUCAACUCUAAGAGUGGAGAUAAUCAGGGCGUGAAGUUCCUUCGUCGCUUUAAACAGUUGCUCAACCCGGCUCAGGUGUUCGAUUUAAUGAAUGGAGGGCCUCAUUUAGGCUUGAGAUUGUUUCAAAAGUUUGACAACUUCCGGAUCCUUGUCUGUGGAGGAGAUGGAAGUGUAGGCUGGGUUUUGUCAGAGAUUGAUAAACUGAACUUGCAUAAACAGUGCCAGCUUGGGGUGCUACCCUUGGGUACAGGCAAUGACCUUGCUCGAGUUCUUGGCUGGGGAGGUUCGUAUGAUGACGACACCCAACUUCCUCAGAUACUAGAGAAGCUGGAAAGAGCCAGUACCAAAAUGUUGGACAGGUGGAGUAUAAUGACCUAUGAACUCAAGUUGCCAGCAAAAGCGUCUCUACUUCCUGAACCUGCGGAAGCGACUGAGGAAUUUUACAUGGCAAUUUAUGAAGACUCCGUUGCAAAUCACCUUACGAAAAUCGUCAAUUCUGAUGAGCAUGCGGUGGUCAUAUCGUCUGCCAAGAUACUCUGUGAAACCGUGAAGGACUUCGUUGCCAAAGUGGAGAAGGCCCAGGACAGGACACUGGAAAAUGCAGUAGUAGCCGAAGCCGUGGCCAGUAAAUGCUCAGUCCUAAAUGAGAAGCUUGAACAACUGCUACAAGCCCUGCAUGCAGACCAUCAGGCCAGUCGAGUUCCCCCAGGGGUCGGCCCUGCAAUCCCUGAAGAGGACACCUUGGAGUCUGCCAGUGAAGAGUCCUUGGGUGAAAGCAAGGACCAGCUCGUGAAUGACAUUGGGAAACCCUCCUCCCAGAAAGCUUCGAGGCCCCGGGAAAUAAUGCUGCGGGCCAACAGUCUAAAGAAGGCAGUGAGGCAAGUCAUUGAAGAAGCUGGAAAAGUUAUGGACGAGCAGACAGUGCAGCCCUGUGAGCCAGUGAGUUCAUCCUGUGACUGUGAUACAGAAGCAGACGAAGCUAAAGAGGACGACACCAAAGAGUCAUUAUCAGCCAAAACCACAUCUCAGUCUCCUGAUGCCCAGGCAAGUCGUGGCCAUUCCCAAACUGAUUCUGUCGCUGGUCCAGCUGUGGCCACCACCAAAGAAAACCUCCCUGUGCUCAACACUAGAAUAAUCUGCCCAGGUUUGAGAGCAGGACUUGCCGCGUCCAUUGCUGGGAGUUCUAUCAUUAACAAAAUGUUGCUGGCGAACAUCGAUCCUUUUGGUGCAACGCCGUUUAUUGACCCAGAUCUAGAUUCACUAGAUGGAUACUCUGAAAAAUGUGUCAUGAACAACUACUUUGGGAUUGGAUUAGAUGCAAAAAUUUCAUUAGAAUUUAAUAAUAAGAGAGAGGAGCACCCUGAAAAAUGCAGAAGCCGAACUAAAAACUUGAUGUGGUAUGGAGUCCUUGGGACUCGGGAGUUGUUACAGAGAUCAUAUAAGAAUCUGGAACAAAGGGUUCAGCUUGAGUGUGAUGGGCAGUAUAUUCCUCUUCCCAGUCUACAAGGCAUAGCAGUGUUGAACAUCCCUAGCUACGCAGGAGGCACCAACUUCUGGGGCGGAACCAAAGAGGAUGAUAUAUUUGCUGCCCCAUCCUUUGAUGACAAGAUUCUGGAAGUCGUCGCAGUGUUUGACAGUGUGCAGAUGGCAGUGUCAAGGGUCAUCAAACUGCAGCACCACCGGAUAGCACAGUGCCGUACAGUAAAAAUCACUAUAUUUGGUGACGAGGGAGUCCCAGUGCAGGUGGAUGGUGAAGCAUGGGUCCAGCCUCCAGGGAUCAUCAAGAUUGUGCACAAAAACAGAGCGCAGAUGCUAACCAGAGACAGAGCCUUUGAAAGCACCCUGAAGUCUUGGGAAGACAAGCAGAAGUGUGACUCUGGGAAGCCAGUUCUUCGAACCAACCUGUACAUCCAUCCCGCCCCUGACCUGGCAACAGAGGAAGUGUCACAGAUGCGGCUCUGCUCCCAGGCUGCAGAGGAGCUCAUCACUAGGAUUUGUGACGCGGCCACGAUUCACUGUCUCCUGGAGCAAGAGCUGGCUCACGCCGUGAAUGCGUGCUCACAUGCCCUGAACAAAGCCAACCCACGCUUCCCGGAGAGUCUUACGAGAGAUACUGCCACUGAAAUAGCCAUCAACGUCAAGGCGCUCUAUAAUGAAACAGAGUCCUUGCUAGUUGGCAGGGUUCCUUUGCACUUGGAGUCUCCUCAUGAAGAGCUGGUAUCCACUGCCUUACAUUCUGUGGAGAUGGAGCUUCGGAAGUUAACGGAGAUCCCCUGGCUUUAUUACAUCCUACACCCCAAUGAGAAUGAGGAGCCUCCUAUGGAUUGCACCAAAAGAAACAACAAAAGCACAGUCUUUCGCAUAGUGCCAAAGUUUAAAAAGGAAAAGGCUCAGAAACAGAAAACAAGUUCACAGCCUGUUCAGAAUUGGGGCACAGAGGAAGUUGCUGCUUGGCUGGAUCUGCUCAAUUUGGGAGAGUACAAAGAAAUCUUCGUGCGUCAUGACGUCAGAGGGGCUGAACUUUUGCAUCUGGAAAGACGAGAUCUUAAGGACCUGGGGAUCCCGAAAGUGGGUCAUAUGAAGCGAAUUCUCCAGGGAAUUAAAGAGCUUGAACGGAACCCUCCCAACUUGUUCUGAGGUGUGGUCACACUGGUGCUAUUUCUGGAAGAGAAGUCCUCGCCACUCAAUACAGAGUCCUUGGAAGGCGCUGGCUGUUCUUGCCGUUUACUGCACAGAUAAGCACCUCUGGAGCACCUCUCUCGAUUGAUAUUUUGCUGUGGGUGAAGGUUUUGAUUUGAGGUAUUAGAAAAUAAGUUUUUGUGCCAAAAAAAAAAAAGACCAUUCCACAAAGCCAUGUUCUCAUUGUGCAAACCUGACAUGCUAAAAAAUGCUCACAGUGGUGGAAGAAGGAUCAGACGUAAUUGCCUUGUCUAAAAAGUGGACUUGCUUGCCCGACAUCCGGUGUCUUUAGAUCUGGGCGCACAGGAGGCUCCUAUGUGCACCUGUAGCUGUGUUACCCGUGUGCAGCUGGCAAACUUCUUAGGCUUCAUAGCGAAGGUGUUGACUCCUCCCUAGAAGCCACUGGUUAGGAGAGAAAGAUAGGAGUUGUACUUUACGUUUUUCACCCCAAGUUCCCAUUAUCCACUGGUCAAAAACCAUGGUGAAACCAACCCAUCACACGCUAUGACUGAUGCAGAUCUGAUGCACGAUGUUCCUUGCUUGAGUUGUCUUUCUUUUUCUUGCAUGUCAUAUAUAUUAUUGUAAUAUUUCAAUAGCUUUAACGUCUAUUAUAAUGAAAUUUAAUUUAUUACCACCCAACUACCCAAGCACUUUUUGGUUAGUUAACCAGGGCACUUUUGAGUAAGUAUUUCAUACUUAAGAUUCUGGGAAUGUUCAUCUGUGCCACGAUCAACAAAUGACAUACAUCUUAGGCAAACUAAAUUAUUUGCCCGUCCCAAACCACAGGUGUGCACAUAAGGAGAAUUAAUGGGCAUUUUCAUAAGCUUACAUGUUCUGUCACCUAACAAAACUUAUUCCAACUUUCCAAACCCAAAUUCUCACAUUUUGUUCCCAUUUUUUUUUCAUUUCAAUUUAAUAACCAUUUUGAGUUUCUGCUUGCACUUGUAAGACUUGCCAUCCAGGGAUUGUUCAAGGUCUUGGCUGAGAUUCCUACCCUGAGUUCUGGUGGACUAGCUGAGGUGAAUAUUGGCAGGAGCUCACGGAGAGCCGGGAUUUCAUCCUGCUUCUUAAGGGCUCUUGGUAUUAUUAUCUCACAUUUUGAUGGUCUAUCAGGUAGAUGUCAUUUCCUUUUUUCUAAAUCAUUAUGUGUCAGUGUCACUCAAUAGAGUUAUCAAGUAUCUGAAAGCCAAAGGUAUACAUGUCAAAAAAGUA